This is a messenger RNA of Parasteatoda tepidariorum (common house spider), 1218 nucleotides long. Its product is annotated as epithelial serine protease-like. NCBI's taxonomy places the organism in Eukaryota, Metazoa, Arthropoda, Arachnida, Araneae, Theridiidae. The record is from RefSeq and is a predicted model, not a curated record. Gene Ontology annotation, molecular function: serine-type endopeptidase activity. Gene Ontology annotation, biological process: proteolysis.
UUGACAGGUUAGAAUAAGUUAAAAUAUAUUCUUUCCUCGAUAUUUUUCAACUACUUUUUAACUUUUUCUCGGACUGUUUAGUAUACAAGUUUUUCCUGAUUAAGUCACAUAGGUAUUUAUGCUCUAACGACUUAAUGGAGAUUUCUUUUCUCAAUGGUUUUAUUUCCAUACCACACCACAAAAGCGGAAGCUCUGACUUUACAUUGUAUUUCCAAUUAAUGGUUAUCCACUCAUUUCAGCAUCAAAAAUGGAAGACAUAAACCGAGCAGAAUCUUCAGACAUACCAGGAAGAACAUCAAAAAUGCCGAAAGAGUUCAAAUUUUCUGAAAACCCUACUAAAGUUUUGUCACAUACUAAAAAUAAUGUUAGACAUUUAAAAGAAAAGAAUAUUACGGAAGAAACCAAUGAAAUAUCAGAAGAUUUCCAUCCAAAGAUAAUAAAUGGUAGACCAGCAGAAGAAGGUGAAUUUCCAUGGAUGGUUGCACUUCACUACAAUGAUCGAUAUAUUUGUAGUUCAAGUUUGAUAUCUCCAACAUUAGUGUUAACAGCAGCCCAUUGCGUUGUGUUCGAAAAUACUGCAGAACCCGCAUCGGCGUUUUAUGGGAUAAUUGGUAAUCUUCUCCGAGAAGGUCCACAAACCAGAUUAACAUUUAGCGAGCUGGUUGCCCAUCCUCAGUAUGGUAGUGGCUCUGAAAAUGACAUUGCAGUGUUCCGAGUAGCUGAACGUGUGCAAACGUCAGGUUUAAUCAAGCCAAUCUGUUUACCUCAAUCUGGAAGGGAAUUUGAAAACAUCUAUGUUCAGGCAAUAGGUUGGGGUGUAACGUCUAAUGAAAAUGGUGCUGCUCCUCCCGAAAAUUUAAUGACAACUGAACUUCAAGUUCCAUCGUUAAAAGCAUGCCAAUUCUUCUUUGCUUUCUUGGCUAUUUCUAUAACUGAUAAACACGUUUGUGCCAAUUCUUAUAGAUCUACCGGUGUUUGUUUUGGUGAUUCUGGUGGUCCACUUGUAUAUGAUGAUCCGAUGAGUGGAAAUAAUGUUCAAAUAGGUGUCGCCUCCUUCGUUACUUUCCUAGGCUGUGGUCGUCCACUUGUUCCCAAUGUAUACACAGCUACAGCUGCUUAUGUGGACUGGUUGACAGAAACAGUUGGUGAAAAUGAUAUUUGUUUUGUAUGAAAUAUAAAAGAAAUUGUACAGUUAAAUUAUUUAUUUAAAUAAACUAU